Molecule: messenger RNA, 804 nt
Organism: Schistosoma mattheei
Lineage: Eukaryota; Metazoa; Platyhelminthes; Trematoda; Strigeidida; Schistosomatidae
Source: the annotation of a GenBank genome assembly
AUGGAUCAUCCGAGUGGUUCUUGUAGCUGUUCUUCGAAAUUACCCACUCUUCGCUGUUUGUCACGUCAUCUUGUUCACUGGAAAUAUUUGGUAGCUACCUUAUCACUUUCCUUCAUUUUGUCGACUUCCAUCUGUUGUAUUGUCUUUUUUCAUGUACCCGACCUUAGCAACCCUUUUGUUGAUUUUGAAUAUUGCCUGCAGGAAACCGCUAGUGAAAUGACCAGACCAGUUAACAGUUUAUGGACUAUAUAUGCUAAAUAUAGUCGGAUAGUUUUCUCUAUAAAUUACGAUCAAAUUAUCAAAAUACCUCAUAAAUCUUUAUUCAUGCAAACCUUAAUCAAUUCAAAGAGGAAUUUGACAUAUUUUAGUGAACCAUCAUUGUUGUAUAUUAUUUUAUCUGAUCUGUGUAAAUUACAGUUGAGAAUUACUCACUUAUCUACAUAUCAAAAAUUAUGUUAUAGGAAAUCAUCUAAGUUACACAAUAAUACACAUUUAUUUACUGUAAAUAAUAAAAUUACUAUUGACAAAACUGAGCACAAUAACUGUUGUUCAAUUUGGUGUUUGCCAAACAUGAUUGCAUCAAUUUUCAAUAAACAGUCUUGUAAACAGCUGGAAUAUAUUGAUGCUAAACAAACUGCUGAGUUGAUUUCUACUUGUUAUCCAGCUUUUCUUUCUGGUCACUUACGUCGUUCAUGUUGGGAUAAUUAUGGUACUGAUCCUAGUUUAUAUGUCCUUUGGUAUAUCCAUCACAAUGUUUAUAUUCACCUUAUUGCCGAUAAUUUUGGCUGUUCUCUUACCAAAUGA